Messenger RNA from Mugil cephalus (flathead mullet), 2662 nucleotides. It is a transcript of the gene ampd1, whose product is annotated as adenosine monophosphate deaminase 1 (isoform M). Gene Ontology annotation, biological process: AMP metabolic process; IMP salvage. Gene Ontology annotation, molecular function: AMP deaminase activity. The transcript has 17 exons. Bases 124 to 2340 code for a protein of 738 amino acids. The record is from RefSeq and is a predicted model, not a curated record. Gene Ontology annotation, cellular component: cytosol. NCBI's taxonomy places the organism in Eukaryota, Metazoa, Chordata, Actinopteri, Mugiliformes, Mugilidae.
ACGCAGAGAGCUUAAUAUUGCACAAACCCGAGCACAGGUCUCCACACUUCCACACUACAGUGGUCCAGUGCCUGACCACCUUUUACCAGUCAUCAGGGAGCGUUUCACUGGAAGAGCAUCACCAUGCCUAAAGUCUUAGCACCAGCAGCGGAAGGAAGUCCACAGAAGACCGAUGACAAGAUGAGGGCCUUCGCGGAGCAGGUCUUUGCAUCUGAUACCAAAGACGAGAACAUCCGUGAUGAAAUCUCCAUGUUUGAUGUUGCUGAGGACUGUCCCAUCCUCCACCAAGAGAUGGCCAAACAUCUGCACAACGAGGAUGAUGUUGAGAAACGCAAGAGGUAUCAGCGCUGCCGCACCAUGGCCUCUGCUGUCACACAGGUAGCUGCUGCCCCCAUAGCAUCAGUGGAAGUGGACAUGCCAACCUACCUGGAAGUGCCUGACUUCCAGAGAGUGGCCAUCAUCGGAGACUAUGCUUCUGGGGUGACCAUGGAUGACUUUGAGCUGUCAUGUAGGGGUCUGUACCGCGCCUUGACCAUCAGGGAAAAGUACAUGAGGCUGGCAUAUCAGCGCUUCCCAAGAACAGCCUCCCAGUAUCUGCGUGACAUCGAGGGGACAACCUUCAAACCUGAGGAUCAGGUGCACCCAAUCUUCACGGCUCCUCCAAAGAAUGGAGAGGACCCCUUUGACACCAAAUGCCUACCAGAGAAUCUGGGCUAUGUUGCCCGUAUGAAGGAAGGUCUCGUGUACGUGUACAAUGAUGCUGCAGCUGCUGACAAACAUCAGCCCAAAGAUCUGCCCCGUCCAGACUACAACACCUUCAUUGACGACAUGAACUUCCUCAUUGCUCUCAUUGCACAGGGCCCAACUAAGACUUACACUCACCGUCGUCUGAAGUUCCUCAUGUCCAAGUUCAAUGUGCAUGAGAUGUUGAACGAGAUGGAGGAGAUGAAGGAGCUGAAGCUGAACCCUCACAGGGAUUUCUACAACUGCAGGAAGGUCGACACCCACAUCCAUGCUGCCGCCUGCAUGAACCAGAAGCACCUGCUACGCUUCAUCAAAAAGUCUUACCGUGUGGAUGCUGACCGCAUUGUGCACAAACUGAAGGGAAAGGAGGUCACCAUGAAGGAACUCUUUGAGUCCCUGAAGCUGCAUCCCUACGACCUCACUGUAGAUUCUCUGGAUGUGCACGCCGGUAGACAAACCUUCCAGCGUUUUGAUAAGUUCAACGCCAAGUACAACCCUGUAGGAGCUAGUGAGCUGCGUGAUCUGUACCUGAAGACAGAGAACCACAUCAAUGGAGAGUACUUUGCCACCAUCAUCAAGGAAGUAGCCACUGACCUGGAGGACGCCAAGUACCAGUAUGCUGAGCCUCGUCUGUCCAUCUAUGGUUGCAACCCCAAUGAGUGGACCAAGCUUUCUGGUUGGUUUGUCAAGCACAAAGUCUUCUGCCCAAACCUUAAAUGGAUGAUUCAAAUACCCAGGAUUUAUGACAUCUUCAGAGGCAGGGAUUUUGUGCCCCACUUUGGUAAGUAUUUGGAGAACAUUUUCCUUCCCGUGUUCCAAGCCACCAUUGACCCACAGUCCAACCCUGAGCUCAGCAUCUUCCUCAAGCAUGUGACGGGCUUUGACAGCGUGGAUGAUGAAUCCAAACACAGUGGUCACAUGUUCUCCACUAAGAGCCCCAAGCCUGAAGAGUGGGACAUUGUCAAGAACCCCUCUUACACCUACUACAUUUAUUAUAUGUAUGCCAACAUUGCUGUCCUCAACCAGCUCCGCAGACAGAGAGGGAUGAACACUUUCAUGUUCAGGCCUCACUGUGGUGAGGCCGGUGCCAUCACCCACUUGCUGGCUGCCUUCAUGACUGCUGACAACAUCUCUCACGGCCUCAACCUCAAGAAGAGCCCUGUGCUGCAGUACCUGUACUUCCUGACCCAGAUCCCAAUUGCCAUGUCUCCUCUCAGCAACAACAGCCUGUUCUUGGAAUACGCCAAGAACCCCCUGCUUGAGUUCCACAAGAAAGGCCUGGUGGUGUCUUUGUCCACCGACGAUCCCAUGCAGUUCCACUACACCAAGGAACCCCUGAUGGAAGAAUAUGCCAUUGCAGCCCAGGUCUUCAAGCUCAGUACUUGUGACAUGUGUGAGAUCUCCAGGAAUAGCGUCCUGCAGAGCAGCUUGUCCCAUGAGGAAAAGGACCACUUCCUCGGUAAGGAUUACCUGAAAGAGGGUCCAGAGGGCAACGACAUCCGUAAGACCAAUGUGGCCCAGAUCCGUAUGGCGUAUCGCUACGAGACCCUGAUCUAUGAGCUCAACCUAAUCAAAGAAGGCUUGAAAUCUGAGUAAACACUAAAACAUCAUCUCUACUGUGAUGUAAUUGGUUACCACAUCUGUUUUUCACAGCAACUCUUAAACAAGUGAAUCUUAAAGAAACUGACCUUCUGACACACUCAUGUUCUCUCCUGUGGAGGACGAAAGGUUUUGAUGAUUAUCUUCACUGUAUAUCAUCUGCACUUCUUGCCCAAUAGACUUGUACGUUGCAGUAUGUCUGUUCCAGUGGGAGGGACGCCAUGUGUCAGAAUGAAAGGAUAUAAAUGUGAAGCAGCAAGUAUCUUUUUGUAUUUGUUGCUGUACUGAUGCAUUUAAUAAAUGAGUUGGUAGCUUGUUA